AUGGUGACAGCACGCAUUGAGGACGGCAUCGUCUAUUCGCCGUUCCCCGAGCAUCCUCCUGCUGAGAUUUCCAUGUUCGAAGCCGUACGCCGGUGCCUCAUCAAACACGGAGACAAGACUGCGCUGAUUAUUGACGAUGAGAAGAUCACGCACUCGGAGAUGCUCAGUAUGUUUCGAAGGUUCGCUGUCGGCUUCCAAAUGCAAGGCGUACGCCCAGCCGACCGAGUCUUCGUUCACCUUGAAAACUCCGUGGAGAGCUUUGUCGCUUUGUACAGCGUUAUAUUUGCUGGAGGUGUUGUCAUCCUCUCUGAUCCACAAUUGACAAUGGAUGAACUUUUACUCAGAAUGAGACAUGGAAAUGCAUCUCAUGUGCUGUCAAGCUUGAAGGAUUGUCAUAAGUUUCAGAAGAUAAAGGAAGAAAUGAAUCUCAAGAGCAUCUUCGUCGUAGGGAAGUCAGAAGGAUGCACGUCCACGUCAGAGUUUGCAACCCUGAAUGAGAAGGAGUUCCAAGAAGUGCCACUGACUGACGUCAAGAAAGAACUGGCCGCUCUGACUUACACAUCGGGUACCACCGGCAUCUCCAAAGUCGUUGAAGCAACCCAGUACAGCUUCGUGACCGCCUUAGAGCCCUCCAGGUUAGACAUAACUUUCGACGAGAGUGAAAUCAUCGCGACGUGGGGACAGUUAACGUUUACCUUCGGCUUCCGCUAUUUUCUGAGCAUCGUCUGCUCCGGUUCCACCGCCGUUGUUCUUUCACGGGACACACCAGUCCAGGAAAUGGUCGACACCCUCCGUAAGCACGAGGUCACAACUCUUUCCGGACCCGUCGUUGUACUGCAGCAGCUCAUUAAAGAAUUGCAAAGAACGAGCGCGAGGCUCGACAGCGUGACCAAAGUGGAGGCGUGCGGCGUUCUCCUCUCGAAACAGGCGACCAGGGAAAUUCUUUCCGCAUUCAAUUUGAAAGAGCUAAGGAACCCCUAUGGGGCCACGGAAGGUUGCGGCAUUAUCUGCACCACCCUGAAAAACAGGAUCGCUUGCGACACAAUCGGGUUUCCUGUGCCCAUGACUCAAAUAAAGGUCGUUGACACGGAGACAGGAAGAGUCCUCGGACCAGGAGAAAAAGGGCAAUUGCACAUCAGAUCGCCGGUGCUCCUGGCAAACUACCGCAACAACCCGAACCCCACUUCGGUUGUGUUUACCACUGACGGCUGGAUGAUAUCAGCUGGAGCAAAAAGUAACUCUCAUGUGCCUUCCACAGAUUUGGCUCAGGGCAAGACUCUCCUGGAGGUGGGCGUCGGACCGUUGGUCUGGUAUUCUUUCAUGUCCUCUAAUCGAUACAAGGACAUCGUGCUCAGUGACUUGGUCGAAGACAACAGGAAGGAGCUGGAGAAGUGGCUGAACAAAAGCGAAGAUGCCAUCGAUUGGACAGACCGUGCCGAGCAAGUCGCUGCCUUGGAAGGCUAUAGUGACGUCAAGAAGGGGGCGUCGGAAAUAAUGGAGCGCACACGCUUCUCCAUCCGGAAGGUGGUUCCCUGCAAUGUCCUGGAACCUGGAGUGCUCCCCGAAGAACACAGAAACCUUCGACGUCGUUCUUUCCUGCAACUGCCUGGAAAGUGCCACGGCGGCCACGAAUCCUUCCGAAGUGUGGUUAACAACGUCGGAUCACUCGUCAAACCCGGCGGCUUGUUCCUCCUGGGCGGUAUGAGUAGUGUGAAGAGUUUCUUUCCGAAAAAUAUCGGCGUUAAUGCGGAGGACCUCAGCGAGGAUCUGAUUAAAGGAGCAGUGACUAAUGCCGGGUUUCAUUUAAAAGUAUACCGCACCAAAAACAUUGAGAUUGCUGGGAACCCAGGUGCAUUCUCUUUUAUUCUAGCGGCCCAUCCGAACAACAUUUCGGAUUCCGUGCCCUCAACGGAAGACAUGGAUACCACCCAGGCUGACCUCACCCCCAUGGACGCUACCGCGGCUACCCCGGCUCUGCCCAGUAAGCAGCCCGAAAUCACCACUCUAAACUUCAGUGGCCCGCCGAGCUUUAAGGUCUACCUCAAGAUCUACAAAUACAAGCAUUCAAAUCCGCCAUUGGAGAUCGAUUUGACAUUCACCUCUAUCUACAACCGAACAAUCGUUUUGCAAACCUACAGGAAAUGCGCCGUUCGUCCAGACGACGGUGCUUGA
Ixodes scapularis (black-legged tick) is the source of this 2172-nucleotide messenger RNA. Its product is annotated as 4-coumarate--CoA ligase-like 6. The record is from RefSeq and is a predicted model, not a curated record. Lineage: Eukaryota; Metazoa; Arthropoda; Arachnida; Ixodida; Ixodidae. Gene Ontology annotation, molecular function: methyltransferase activity.